UGCUAUUGGCCAAGGCCAAAUCCUACCCACUCCAGAAUCCGGAAGGCUGAGAUUCCUGACAAAGAAGUCUGGGAUAGGCUGCCAAUUCGGGUUUUCAGGAAAACAUUGACUGAAGACUUUGACAAGGCCCUUCAAUACGAAAAACAAGCUGAAAUGUUUUCGAGCCCAGAAGAAGAAGUGUCAACCAAACGGAGCUACAUCACCCCUGAACGUUAUAGAAACGAUGAGGAAGAUGUGUUUGAUGCUGGCGACGAAGAGGAAAUUCGGCCAAAAAAGAAGUGCAGAAAAGAGAAACCACAGAUCCUCGUCCAGGCACCCCCACUGCCAGAGCUCCCACCAUUUAACUUUCCAAUCUCCAGCGAGUACCAGACUACUUCAGCCAGUACCAGCCAAUACCAGACCACUCCAAGGCAUCCAGGCCGACCUCACAGCCCAGCGAGAAGCAGCACUUCCAGGCUCAGUCCAGACAGGAAUAAUGCAUCCAGCUCAAUUUUCCAGUUGAACAUGAAAGUUCAAAAUAUACUUGAGAACCAGGGAGAAAUUAUGCGCAUGCUGAGAAGGCUGGCAGCACAGUCUGUGGGGCCAGAGGCUGUGGAUGUUCAAGAUCUCAUUGAGAAGCCUUUCGAGACUCUUGAGCAGCUGAAGGCCUUCUGUGAACGGCUCGACACUGAUCUUCUGCUCAGAAAGCAGCUGGUGAAAGCUUACUGCUCUUGGUGGGCAGAAUUUGGCAGACACGGUGAGGACAAUGCUGAGGAAAAUUGCCACAAACAAAGUCCUGGAGCAGCUUGGCCUCCGUGGAAAGACAGGAAAAGUGGCGUUUGAGGACUUGCCCCUUUACAGAAUAAUAAAUAAGGCAUGCAGGGGUGUUUACAAGCAGACGACCACAGCUGAAGUGGAUUGUGAGCUUGGAGAGGUCCUGAACUGGCCACUUUUCGAAAGGGAGGUUCAAAAUUUGAGGAGAAGAGGAGGAAUUAAGAGGGAGGGCAAAAAAGGAAAAAGAAACAAGCAAAAGAACAGAGAUAGUGACAGUGAGAUGAGUGACCAGGAAGCGACGGCGAAGAACAAGGAUAAAGCCAAGAAAACGGACAGUGACAUCUCACUGUCCGUUUACCUGGUCACUCAUCUCACUAUCACUCGAGUGACAGUGAGAUGAGUGACCAGGUAAAUGAUAAAG
This is a messenger RNA of Entelurus aequoreus (snake pipefish), 1174 nucleotides long. RefSeq lists its product as uncharacterized. Bases 154 to 822 code for a protein of 222 amino acids. NCBI's taxonomy places the organism in Eukaryota, Metazoa, Chordata, Actinopteri, Syngnathiformes, Syngnathidae. The transcript is spliced from 8 exons. The record is from RefSeq and is a predicted model, not a curated record.